Messenger RNA from Scomber japonicus (chub mackerel), 1578 nucleotides. RefSeq names its product serine protease HTRA1B-like. Gene Ontology annotation, cellular component: extracellular region. The record is from RefSeq and is a predicted model, not a curated record. NCBI's taxonomy places the organism in Eukaryota, Metazoa, Chordata, Actinopteri, Scombriformes, Scombridae. Gene Ontology annotation, molecular function: protein binding; serine-type endopeptidase activity. Gene Ontology annotation, biological process: proteolysis; positive regulation of apoptotic process; programmed cell death.
GAUGCGUCUCCACUUUGCUCUGUGCGUAAUGGCCCUGGUGCUCGCCUCUUCUCCUCUGCUUACCGAGGGGAGGAUAACCAAACGUUUCGCCAUCGGUUGCCCGGAGAAGUGUGACAAGUCUCAGUGUGCACCGAUCCCUGCAGACUGCCUGGCCGGUGACGUGCAGGACCGGUGCGACUGCUGCCCGGUGUGUGCGUCCGGAGAGGGUGAGCAGUGCGGGGGCGCGGAUGACCGAGAGUGCGCCGAGGGGAUGGAGUGCAUGGUGAGCGACGGCGUGGAGGUGUCCGCCACCGUGAGACGGAGGGGAAAGGCCGGUGUGUGUGUGUGCAAGACCACCGAGCCGGUGUGUGGAAGCGACGGCGUCUCGUACCGGAACAUCUGCGAGCUGAAGCGGGUCAGCAACCGGGCCAUGAAGCUGGAGCAGCCGCCGGUGAUUUUCAUCCAGAGAGGAGCCUGCGGGAAAGGUCAGCAGAACCCAAACAGCCUUCGUUACAAAUACAACUUCAUCGCUGACGUGGUGGAGAAGAUCGCACCUGCUGUCGUUCAUAUUGAACUUUACCGCAAGAUGAUUUUCACAAAGCGGGAGGUAGCGGUCGCCAGUGGCUCCGGGUUUGUUGUGUCAGAAGACGGACUCAUCGUCACCAACGCUCACGUGGUCGCGAAUAAGCAUCGAGUAAAGGUGGAGCUGAAGAGUGGAGCAACAUUCGACGCCAAGAUCAAAGACGUGGAUGAGAAGGCCGACAUCGCUCUGAUCAAGAUCGAUACACCUAUGAAGCUGCCAGUCCUUCUUCUCGGCCGCUCAGCAGACCUUCGGCCCGGUGAGUUCGUGGUCGCCAUCGGCAGCCCGUUCUCCCUGCAGAACACCGUCACCACCGGCAUCGUCAGCACCACUCAGAGAGGAGGCAAAGAGCUCGGCCUCCGAAACUCCGACAUGGACUACAUCCAGACGGACGCCAUCAUCAACUACGGAAACUCAGGAGGACCAUUAGUCAAUCUGGACGGGGAAGUGAUCGGCAUCAACACUCUGAAGGUCACGGCAGGAAUCUCCUUCGCCAUCCCGUCGGAUAAGAUCAGACAGUUCCUGGCAGAGUCACAUGACCGGCAGUCCAGAGGUAAAACGUACAUGAAGAAGAAAUACAUCGGUGUCAGAAUGAUGACUCUCACUCCAACGCUGGCUAAGGAGCUGAAGGAGCGGCAGUCAGACUUCCCUGAUGUCACUUCAGGCUCUUACGUCAUCGAGGUCAUCAGCCGGACUCCAGCUGAGUCAGCUGGCCUGCAGGAGAGCGACGUCAUCAUCAGCAUCAACGGCGAGCGCGUCACCUCGGCCAAUGAUGUCAGCGCCGCCAUCAAGCGGGACGAGACGUUGCGAACGGUGGUGAGGCGAGGCAACGAAGACGUCAUCCUCACCAUCGUCCCCGAGGAAGUUGACCCUUGACCUCUCGGCCAUCUCGGUCUGAGCAAACUAUCAACUCAACCAGUAACCAGUCCAACCGACCAAUCCCGAGCUGGCUCUCAAGUGUUUUUCAACCAAUCAUGAACACUUUUGAAAAACCAAGCGACCAAUAGGGGGCUUGUGUG